CCCUCCUUGCGAGUUGAAAGGCGGGAGGGGGAGUGGGGGGCACGACUUCUUCUUCCUUCCCUGUUCGCGGAUGCGGCGACUUGUCCUAUUUUCAUCCACAUUGUUGUCUUUUUUUUUCAUCCACAUUGUUUUUUUCUCUCCCCCCCAUCCACGUUGUUGUGUUCGCCCUCAGCCAGCGGCACCAUGGCGGGAGCCAUCAUCGAAAACAUGAGCACCAAAAAGUUGGUGAUAGUGGGAGUGAUCCUGCUUUUGUUCCAGGCGUUUGCCUUCAUGGUGGGCGGCUUGAUCGCUCCCAGUCCCACCACGGCAGUCCACUACCUGGCCACCAAAUGUGUGGACACAGUCAAACACCGCCAGGAAACCAAGUGGUUCAUGCCAUGGGGUCCCAACCAAUGCGAUAAGAUUCGGACCUUUGAUGAAGCCAUGGCCAAGAGGAUUGAGGCCAACAACAUUGUGUUCGCUGUCCACAUUCCUCUACCUAACAAGGAGAUGAGUCCCUGGUUUCAGUUCAUGCUGGUCAUCUUGCAGUUUGACAUCGCCUUCAAGAUGUACAACCAGAUAGAGGAUGGAGCACUGGUCACUGUGGACGUUGGUCUGGCCUACAGGGACGAUACAGUCAGUGAGUGGACGGAGAUGGCUCACUCUUUUGAGCAGCGGAAGCUCAGCUGCAACUUCACGACUGCCAAGACUUUUGAAAACGAGGGCCGUUACUACGAGUGUGACCUGCUGCCCUUCAUGGAGGUGGGCAGCGUGGCCCACAAGUACUAUCUCCUCAACAUUCGUCUACCCGUCAAUGAGCGCAAGAAGAUCAAUGUGGGCAUUGGAGAAAUAAAGGACAUCCGUCUGGUUGGAAUCCACCAAAAUGGCGGUUUCACUAAGGUUUGGUUCGCCAUGAAGACCUUCCUCACACCAAGCAUCCUCAUCAUCAUGAUCUGGUACUGGAGACGCAUCACGCUCAUGAGUCGACCCCCUGUGCUGCUGGAGAAAGUAAUCUUUGCUUUGGGCAUCUCCAUGACCUUCAUUAACAUCCCAGUGGAGUGGUUUUCUGUUGGCUUCAACUGGACCUGGAUGUUGCUUUUUGGAGACAUCCGACAAGGCAUUUUUUACUCCAUGUUGCUUUCCUUCUGGAUCAUCUUCUGUGGGGAACACCUCAUGGACCAGACGGAGAGGAAUCGUUUCUCCGUGUACUGGAAGCAAGUCGGACCCAUCGUGUUUGGGUCCUUCUGUCUUUUUAUCUUUGACAUGUGCGAGAGAGGUGUCCAGCUGACAAACCCCUUCUACAGCAUCUGGGCGUCUGAUGUGGGGACCGAGCUGGCUAUGGCUUUCAUUAUAGUGGCAGGAAUCUGUGCUUGCCUCUACUUCCUCUUCCUCUGCUUCAUGGUUUUCCAAGUAUUCCGCAACAUUAGUGGUAAGAGGACUUCACUGCCCGCCAUGUCCAAGGCCAGACGUCUGCACUACGAGGGUUUGAUUUUCAGGUUCAAGUUCCUCAUGCUGGUCACUCUGGCCUGUGCUGCCAUGACGGUCAUCUUCUUCAUCAUCAGCCAGGUGAACGAGGGCCACUGGCACUGGGGGGACCACACAGUGCAGGUGAACAGCGCCUUCUUCACUGGCAUCUACGGAAUGUGGAACCUGUACGUGUUUGCCAUCAUGUUCCUCUACGCCCCCUCUCACAAGCGAUACGGCGACGACCAGUCAAGCGCUCAGUGCAUCACUGGAGACGCCGGGGCGUCCAGCGGGGAGGACAUCCAGUUGACCACGACCAUCACUCAUGUCGACGGUCCCACUGAGAUCUACAAGAUGACGGGCAAAGAGGCCCAAGAAUAGAUCAACGACUGCAGUUUAUCACCGAGUGUUCCAACGAGCCCCUUUCCUUCCACGGGGCCCACUCGUGCACCCACUUCCCCUUCAUCCUUGCUGCCUGUUCAUUUCAUUCUACACACCAUGCUUUUGUGUACAGUGUCGGUAAAUGUUGCACAACUCCUUGGACACCAAGUUGGACACUUGAACGCGUUUUUAUGGGCAAAGGCGGUCGAGGAAAUCAUCGGUGAGAAAAGUCGCAUCAAGUUGCAUCAAGCGGCAGUCUGCACUGAAGUUGAACUGUUUGCUAAGUCCUGAGCUGGUGAUGGGAAUGGACUUUAUUUUGUAUUUGUAUUGCUACUUGGUUCAAUUUGUAUGUCCUGUUGCAUUCUCGGUGAGGCAACACAUCCUUUUCUUCCAUAGAAAGUAGAUCAUGUGACGCACAUCAGUAGUUUUUACAUAACUGCGGAACAUGCCCAUUUGAGGAAUUCACAUUAUUUGUGUUUUUAUAGUGUUUUUUUAAACUUCAGAACAAUGUAUUCAGCUCUACCAAUGUUGCCAGUAGUCUAUUAAAUGCCAUGUUUGUGCUUUUUAUUUUAAUUUAAAUAAACAUGCUUUUACUUAACCUUUGGUGCA
This is a messenger RNA of Entelurus aequoreus (snake pipefish), 2433 nucleotides long. It is a transcript of the gene wls, whose product is annotated as Wnt ligand secretion mediator. The transcript is spliced from 12 exons. Gene Ontology annotation, biological process: Wnt signaling pathway; Wnt protein secretion; intracellular protein transport. Gene Ontology annotation, cellular component: endomembrane system; organelle membrane. NCBI's taxonomy places the organism in Eukaryota, Metazoa, Chordata, Actinopteri, Syngnathiformes, Syngnathidae. Gene Ontology annotation, molecular function: Wnt-protein binding. The record is from RefSeq and is a predicted model, not a curated record. Bases 184 to 1824 code for a protein of 546 amino acids.